UCUGUUGUAUUGUGAAUGACAAAGCGAGCGAAUGAACUGGGAGCGGUUGUGUAUUUUUUUUCCCUCCUCCUCUGAUUAAACCCUUAAUAAAGCGUAUGUUAAGACUUAAAGUCAGAAACGACACGGUUUUGUUUGGGUAAAGGACUAGAAACGUCUUUCAGCUUGGGCUGGAACAAAAAUAAAAAGGUAUGAGCCAUAAGUAAGCUAGCUAACUCUAAUGUUUAUCCAGCCCUUCUUUACCAGACUGGAUUCCGUUUGCGUGCCGUGAUUAAAGAAGAUUCCCUGCUGUUACACACACACACACACACACACACUCCUUUCCAGGAUCACCAUGCUGGCCCUGCUGUUGACUGCCCUGCUGGCCGUACACUCGAUCGCUCUGGAAGUUCACGUCCCUGAUUUCCCAGUGGUGGUGCUUUACGGGACAGACACCGUCCUCAACUGCACGUUCUCUGGGGCUAAGAAUUUUAGCCUGUCCGAGCUGAGCGUCUUCUGGCAGCUGGCUGACACCCAGAGGAGCGUGCACGCUUACUAUGACAAGCAGGACCGCUUCGUCGAUCAGGAUGAGCGCUUUUCUAACAGGACCAGUCUGUUUCCUGCAGAGUUAGCGUCCGGUAACGCGUCCCUGCUGCUGAGGAGAGUCCGAGUGGCAGACGAGGGCAGCUACACGUGCUUCGUUAAAGUGGACAAAUACAGCAGGGAUUCCAUGUACAUGCAGGUGGCAGCCCCUUACUCCAAACCAGUAGUGACCUGGGAAACCGAAACCGACCCCAAGCCAGGCGACAUCGUAGCACUGACCUGCCUGGCGUAUGGCGGCUACCCCGAGGCCGAGGUGCUGUGGCAGGACGGGAGCGGGCAAAACCUGACGGAGAACGUCACCGUGUCACCAGUAGCCAACGAGCAGGGUCUUUUCACCAUCAGGAGCGUCUUGACGGUGGUCCUCGAACCGAACAGCACCUACAGCUGCAGACUGACCAACCCGCUUCUAGGGGAUGAGGGUCACGCCUCCGUCACCAUCACGGCCCAGGCACCGGUAUUUCCUCAAGUGGCUAUGUGGGUAACAAUUGGGCUGGCGGUCUGUUUGCUUGGUCUUCUCAUCGCCUUGGCUGCCGUCUGCCACAGGAAAAUCAAAGAGAGCUGUGAAGAGAUGAGAGCAGAGGAAGAAGCUAAAGAACUUGAGGAAGCCAAAGAACUUGAAGAACACAAGACAGCUGCAACACCUCUAAAGAGCUAAAGGCAAAGAGCACAGGGUGAAACUACACAUGAAGCAUGGAGUCUCACAUUAACCUUCAGUGCAACAUGGCGUUCAACAAGAGGCACACACACACACACAAACACACACACACACAAUCUGUACAGGGCCAUUUUGGUGUUAACCUCUAUUACUUUAAAUCAAGAAAUUAACAACUGAUGUUGCUAAAAUUUUUGGAUUUUGCACAUUGACCAAAAAAAGAACAAAUGCCUUGUUCCCAGUUCUCGAUUGAUGUCAAAUAUCAAACCCUGUAUCGCUCACCGAUUUCUGUCUGCUUUCAUUUCUGUUAACUUCUUGCUUUGAGUUUUCCAAUUUUUUUAAAUACAGCAUGAAUAGAAAUAACCUCAGACGUUCUAAGUAGCCUAGCCUUGCUCCGACAGCACCGCUUACCGUGUUCUUCACAAAGACUCAGCGAGCAGGGUUUGGAAUUGUAUACAGUUAAACAGACAAUCUGCUUGAAGAUCAUUGAUGCCAUCUGACAAGCUUCCAGCUCCACCACUGACACCAGCUCCCUCCACUCUGCAUGCUAAGCCUUUCCUCAUGUUCCACCUCAUACCUAAUGGAAAGUGAAGAGCUUAAGAGCAAAACCGGUAAGGAAGCUGCCGUCAGUGCGUCCAGCAGAGUCAGAGUCUCUCUAUCUUCCCCACGCCGUCUCCACCAGCGCACCAGCACAAACUAAUUAAGGCCUGCCCUUGAACCAACAUGUUCCUGACAGCAUGUAGCUGUUUCUGAAAACUCAAUGACAUUGGGGAGAAAUUUGUUUGAAUUCCAGCUAAGCUUGAACAAAUUGCAAGUAGACCAAGGUACACACCUAGGUUUCUCUUUGUCCUGAUGGUAUUAUGGGGAGAAAUGGUUUUAAUGACUACACAGUAAUACUGUGAGGUGGAAUCUUUUAUGAAUCUUGUAUGCUGGGCUUUGAUUUGAUUAGAUUUUUUUUUGUUUUUUAACAGUGGUUCUUGAUACUUGGAACGUGUUCAGUGCCAAAUAAAUUGAUGUGGUUUUUCUUUUUCACAAAUGGAUUCAUGAACAUGCUUUAAAUAAUAAAACGAUUUGUCAUUAAAA
Messenger RNA from Hemibagrus wyckioides, 2314 nucleotides. It is a transcript of the gene cd276, whose product is annotated as CD276 molecule. The record is from RefSeq and is a predicted model, not a curated record. The transcript is spliced from 8 exons. NCBI's taxonomy places the organism in Eukaryota, Metazoa, Chordata, Actinopteri, Siluriformes, Bagridae. The coding region runs from base 332 to 1234 and encodes 300 amino acids.